ACUUGUACUGUACAGUGUGUUAUUUAGCGAUGCUGAGAUUAUAGCGUCCGACGAGACACUCCUCCGCUCACAGGUCUAUGAAGUGCUCUGCAACUUUGAAAAUGUCUUAAAGCAAGCCGAUAGAUGACCAAAGCCUGUUUCGAGGUAGAAUUUAGGCGUAAUAGAAAUACUAAAGUAGAUUCAGCAGCUUUCAUUCAGCGACCAUUAUGUUGCCUUGGAAGAAGAACAAGUUCGAGCUGAUUGAGGAAGACAAGCAGCAGUCCAAGCAGAAGGGCUAUGCCGUGAGCCUCAACUACUCGGCGCUCACCUCCUUCGCCAAAUCCUGCCCGGAAAGCGCACUCAACAGAGUCGGAAGCAUGUUCAAAUCCAAGAGGAAAAAGGUGAAGAUCACCAGCGAGGACCCUACGUAUACAGUCCUGUACCUGGGGAAUGCCACCACCAUCCAGUCCAAGGGGGACGGAUGCACGGACGUGGCCGUCAGCAAGAUCUGGGGCAAAAGCGAGAUGGGAAAGAACGGGACCAAGAUGAAGCUGACCAUCAGCUCGCAGGGCAUCCGCAUGGUGCACGUCGACGAAAAGGCGAAGAGACCGGGACACCUGUAUUUAUUGCACAGGAUCACCUACUGCGUCGCAGACCCCCGGCUCCCCAAAAUAUUCGCCUGGAUCUACCGGCACGAGAUGAAGCACAAGGCGGUGAUGCUGCGCUGCCACGCCGUGCUGGUCUCCAAGCCGGAGAAGGCGAAGGCCAUGGCGCUGCUCCUCUACCAGACCUCCGCGACAGCGCUGGCCGAGUUUAAAAGACUCAAAAGAAGGGACGACGCCAGGCACCAGCAACAGCAGUUGAUCGGGGAGCAAACGAUUCCCCUGGUGCCCCUGAGGAAGCUGCUAAACGGACAGUGUUACUAUAAACCCCCGGUGGAGCGCAGCAGGAGCGCACCCAAGCUGGGCUCCAUCACGGAGGACCUGCUCGGGGAGGAGGAAGAGGAGAAAGCCAUGCACUUUGAGUGCGAGGAUAUUCUGGACACCGACAGCGACUGUGUGGCCAACGGCAAGCAAGAACUCUGUCAGAUUAUUAAUGACUUGGGCUCCAUGAGCAUAGGGAACGACGUGCAGACGCUAAAAGCCGAUUUGAGGGUGACUCGCCUGCUGUCCGGGGAGAGCACCAGCAGCGAGUCCUCCAUAGACAGCAACCAAGAGCCCAUUUCUAUUCCCAACGGCAUUGUGGAUGGGAAAAUGCAAGAAGUCGGCUGACUUCUCUUGAAUUUAAAGACAAUCUAGCCAGCGAUGACAAGCGAUGCUUCACGAGGGUGCAUGAAUGUGCCAUUUCAUCCACUUUGACUUGAAAGCGCGCUGUUGGGAUUCACGGGAUGUGUUUUAAAACCUAGUGAGCUGCCUAUCCAGACAUCACGUUUGGGCUGAAACCGCUGCACACUGGAAAAAAGUUUAGUGAAAUUUCAUUGCCGCCUUAAGUAAAAUCCAAGUGGUGCCAAAGUUACAACAUGCACUUUUCUGAUAAAAAAACGUAAGAUUAAAAGUAGAAAUGGAGGCUGAUGACAAAAUGAUGUCUAGGUAGGCAGCUCACUAGGUGUUAAGACACAAGCCAUGGAGAUAUUGUGGACUUAACAGACACUCGCACAAUAAUCCCUCAUUAGGGGUCUGGAUGGAAGCACCAGAGUUGCUCUGCGCAAUAAGACGCUUAAUGUCUCUGCUUAACCUCUCUAUGGUGUAAGAGGUUUUAGGAAUGAUCUUGUUUACCUAAUAAGUUUCCCUCAUGGAAAUGCUUUUCUUUUCUUUUUUUUUUUCUUUUCUUCUUUUUGUUGAGAAAACAGUCCGAAAUACGUAACUCAGUCUUUCUUUCUCUCUUUCUUUCGAAAGAAGUGGUGUCUAAACUAACUGAACAAUGAGUUACAAAACUACUUUCCUUUCAGGAUGUUCCUUUUUUUUAUUUUGCACUGUGGUGGAAUUCAGAGAAGUAUUAUGUUAUUAUUUAUGUGCAUAAUAUUGUUUUGCUCUAAAUGUUCUUACAGACAUGUUUUAUCUUUGCUGUGCAAAAGAGACCGUUUUCCUGAUGUACAGAGAUGUAUAUAAUGUAAACAAAAUGCAUUAUUUUUUAAACAAUGUGGUUUGUUUCUGUGAACACCAAUAAAAAUGUAAAAUUGA
Messenger RNA from Labeo rohita (rohu), 2159 nucleotides. It is a transcript of the gene fam43a, whose product is annotated as family with sequence similarity 43 member A. The record is from RefSeq and is a predicted model, not a curated record. NCBI's taxonomy places the organism in Eukaryota, Metazoa, Chordata, Actinopteri, Cypriniformes, Cyprinidae. The transcript has a single exon. Bases 207 to 1250 code for a protein of 347 amino acids.